AUGCCAGGCAGAGCCAAACUAUCUAAAUCACCAAAACUCCCAGUUAUGGCAAUGCAAUUUGGGUCUUUAGUGUUAGGUGUGCUGCUUCUAACUGGCUUUGCAUUGACAAGUAGUAAAGCUGCUUUUGUACCAAGUCACUAUGACACUGCUUUCCUCAACAGAAGCAGUUUUCCAGCUGGUUUCAUAUUUGGCACAGCUUCUGCAUCUUAUCAGUAUGAAGGUGCUGCAAAAGAAGAUGGGAGAGGACCAAGCAUAUGGGACACCUUCACCCACAAAUAUCCAGAAAAAAUAAAGGAUGGCAGCAAUGGAGAUGUGGCGAAUGAUGAAUAUCACCGCUAUAAGGAAGAUGUGGGGAUUAUGAAGAAUAUGGGAUUGGAUGCUUAUAGGUUCUCUAUCUCAUGGUCCAGAGUGUUACCAAAUGGAAAACUAACUGGGGGCGUUAACAAAGAAGGAAUCAAAUACUACAACAAUCUCAUCAAUGAACUCCUACGCAAUGGUUUAAAGCCAUUUAUAACACUCUUUCACUGGGAUCUUCCCCAAGUUUUAGAAGACGAAUAUGGUGGUUUCUUAAGCCCUCAUAUUAUCAAUCAUUUUCAAGACUAUGCAGAACUUUGUUAUAAGGAAUUUGGAGAUCGGGUAAAGCAUUGGAUCACAUUAAAUGAGCCAUGGACCUAUAGUAAUGGUGGUUAUGCAGGAGAGGGUUUGGCACCAGGACGAUGUUCUGAUUGGCAGAACUUAAACUGCACUGGCGGAGAUUCGGCUACUGAACCAUAUUUGGUGGCACACCACUCCUUACUUUCUCAUGCAGCUGCUGUAAAAGUGUACAAAGAUAAAUAUCAGGCAUCUCAAAAAGGCGUGAUAGGGAUAACACUAGUGUCACAUUGGUUUGUGCCCGUUUCUAAGGCAAAGCACAAUAAAAAUGCUGCAUUACGAUCUUUGGAUUUUAUGUUUGGAUGGCAAGAAUCUGAUGUUCGUGUUUGGAAUUUCCAUCUCUUAAUUUCUAGGUUUAUGGAGCCAUUGACAAGUGGUGACUAUCCUCACAGCAUGCGAUCUCUUGUUGGAAACAGAUUACCAAAGUUUACAAAAGAACAAUCCACGGCGGUAAUGGGGUCAUUUGAUUUUCUUGGAUUAAAUUACUACACUGCUUACUAUGCAACCUAUGCACCCCAACAUAAUUCUGUAAACGCAAGCUACUUGACAGAUGCUCGUGCUAAUAAAUCAUCUGAGCGUAACGGAGUCCCAAUUGGUCCAAAGGCUGCUUCAGACUGGCUACAUGUUUAUCCAAGAGGAAUUCAAGAUCUUUUACUAUAUACAAAGAAAAAGUAUGAUGAUCCACUAAUUUACAUUACUGAGAAUGGCAUUGAUGAGUAUAAUGAUCCCAAAUUAUCACUUGAGGAAGCCCUUAAUGAUACCCAGAGAGUGGACUACUACUACAAUCACCUCUCAUACCUUCAAAGAGCAAUCAAGGAUGGUGUCAAUGUGAAGGGAUAUUUUGCAUGGUCAUUACUAGACAACUUUGAGUGGAGUUCUGGAUACACUGUUCGAUUUGGUAUCAACUAUGUGGAUUACAAUGAUGGACAGAAAAGAUACCCGAAAGUUUCAGCACAUUGGUUCAAAAGUUUCCUAAAAAAAUAUUGA
Molecule: messenger RNA, 1638 nt
Organism: Prunus armeniaca (apricot)
Lineage: Eukaryota; Viridiplantae; Streptophyta; Magnoliopsida; Rosales; Rosaceae
Source: the annotation of a GenBank genome assembly